Molecule: messenger RNA, 2841 nt
Organism: Protomyces lactucae-debilis
Lineage: Eukaryota; Fungi; Ascomycota; Taphrinomycetes; Taphrinales; Protomycetaceae
Product: Lon protease C-terminal proteolytic domain-containing protein
Exons: 1
Coding region: 1-2841 (946 amino acids)
Biological process (GO): chaperone-mediated protein complex assembly; mitochondrion organization; protein catabolic process
Cellular component (GO): mitochondrial matrix
Molecular function (GO): serine-type endopeptidase activity; ATP-dependent peptidase activity; ATP hydrolysis activity
Source: RefSeq, a predicted model, not a curated record
AUGCCGAAAGCCGUGGCGAGGCCUCAGAUACCAGAAGUGUAUCCUGAAGUCCUUGCAUUGCCUAUUGUACGGCGGCCGCUGUUUCCUGGAUUCUACAAGGCUGUCGUCGUGAAAGACCCGGCUGUCAUGGAUGCAUUGAAGGAAGCCGUGAAGCGAGGCCAACCUUACAUUGGUGCUUUCUUGCUCAAGGACGAAAAGGAGGAUACUGACGUGAUUGCAAAACUCGAUCAAGUCUAUGAAGUGGGUGUCUUUGCGCAAAUCACAAGCAUCUUUGGCGCAAAGGGUGCAGACGGCAAGGAUGAGAGCGUCACAUGUGUGCUCUUCCCACACCGCCGCAUCAAGAUCAACAAGAUUGUGCACAACAGAGCAUCAAUUACUGCAGCAGACGAACUGACAGUCAAGCCUGAGGACGGCAAUAUCUUGACCCCUGCAGAGCCUGUCGCGAUGGACGAGGCAAAGAGUGGUGAAGAAUCUGAGGUUGAGACACCGCAAGUCACCCAGUUCCUACGCGACUAUGAUGUUUCUGUGGUCAAUGUUGAGAAUCUCGAAGACUUGCCCGUAAACCGCAACGGUGACACUGUCAAAGCCGUUACUGCAGAGAUUGUACAGACCUGCAAGGAUAUUGCAGGCAUCAAUCCCAUCUUCCGCGACCAGAUUGCAAAUUUCAGCAUGUCUCAAUCGGCUGGCAGCAUGUUUGAAGAUCCUGCGCGUCUUGCUGACUUUGCUGCAGCAGUCAGUGGUGGCGACACGCUCGAGUUGCAGGAGAUUUUAUCAGCGCUUGACAUUGAGUCUCGUGUUCACCAGGCGCUUGUAGUGCUCAAGAAGGAGUUGCUCAAUGCGCAAUUGCAGACCAAGAUUGCAAAGGAUGUCGAGGGCAAAAUUCAAAAGCGUCAGCGAGAAUUUUACCUGCUUGAACAACUCAAGGGCAUCAAGCGCGAGCUCGGUAUCGAGACGGAUGGUAAAGACAAGUUAGUGGAGAAGUUCACUGAGCGUGCAUCCAAGUUGGCGAUGCCAGAGCACAUUCGUCCAGUCUUUGAUGAGGAGCUGGCAAAGUUGCAAACACUCGAGCCCGUCAGCAGCGAGUUUAGUGUUUCUCGCAACUACCUCGACUGGCUCACUUCGAUUCCAUGGGGCCAGAAGUCUACGGAGAACUACGACAUUCAGCAUGCCAUCAAAGUGCUUGAUGAGGACCACUACGGUCUCAAGGACAUCAAAGAUCGUAUCCUCGAGUUCAUUGCCGUUGGCAAACUUCGUGGUACGGUCGAGGGCAAGAUUUUGUGCUUUGUGGGUCCGCCCGGUGUUGGCAAGACAUCUAUUGGUAAAUCUAUUGCUCGCGCCUUGAGCAGGCAAUUCUACCGCUUCAGUGUUGGCGGUUUGACAGAUGUUGCUGAAAUCAAAGGACAUCGUCGAACCUAUGUCGGUGCCAUGCCCGGUAAAGUCAUUCAAUCUCUCAAAAAGGUUCAGACGGAGAAUCCGCUCAUCUUGAUUGAUGAGAUUGACAAGGUUGGCCGUGGCUACAACGGUGAUCCCAGCAGCGCAUUGCUGGAGUUGCUUGACCCUGAGCAAAAUUCUUCCUUCCUCGACCACUACCUCGACCUACCAGUUGACUUAUCUAAAGUCUUGUUUGUCUGCACUGCCAAUCAAACAGACACCAUUCCUGGUCCGUUGCUUGAUCGUAUGGAGAUCAUCCAGCUAUCAGGCUACAUUGCAGAUGAGAAGAAGGCUAUUGCAAAGCAAUACCUCGCACCAACCGCUAAAGACGCUGCAGGUCUCGCAGAUGCCAAUGUCCAGCUGACUGACUUGGCCAUUGAGAAACUCAUCAAGGAGUACUGCCGCGAAGCAGGUGUUCGCAACUUGAAGAAGCAAAUUGAUAAAAUCUUCCGCAAGUCAAGUUUCAAUAUUGUCAAAUCGCUUGGUGAGCAAGGGUUGUUGACGGAAGAAGAAGCUAUUACGCCAGAGGGCAAAGCAGCGCAAGCGUCAAAAGAAACACAGGAACGCGAUGCAGCACGCAGGGAGGAAGCUGCCAAGUCAACCGAGACGAGAUUGCCCGACCAAGAAGCAGGCGUUGGUACCUCUACGACACCACGAAAGCAGCUCAAAGUACCAGACUCUGUUUCUGUAGAGAUCAGCCCGGAGAACCUCAAGGACUAUGUCGGCGCGCCUGUCUUCUUGUCAGAUCGCUUGUAUGAAACGACACCGCCUGGUGUUGUUAUGGGUCUUGCAUGGACAUCUAUGGGCGGUACUGCCUUGUACAUCGAGUCUAUUCAAGAAGGUGCUCUGUCACGUUCACAGCGACCUAGCUUUAAUCGCACUGGAAAGCUCGGUGAUGUGAUGAAGGAGUCCAGUACGAUUGCCUACUCCUUCGCAAAGGGUUUCCUGGUUCGUGAAUUCCAGGAGAACAGAUUUUUCGAAAAGGCACAAAUUCACCUGCAUUGUCCCGAGGGUGCUGUUGGCAAAGACGGUCCAUCUGCUGGUAUCACCAUGACGACUGCUUUGCUCUCGCUUGCUCUGGAUCAUCCACUUGAUCCAACCAUUGCAAUGACGGGUGAGUUGACCUUGACUGGUAAAGUGCUUCGCAUUGGUGGUCUCAAGGAAAAAGCUGUUGCAGCGAAACGUUCCGGUGUCAAGACGAUCCUCUUCCCCGAAGCAAACUUGGCAGACUGGCAAGAACUGCCGGAGAAUGUUCGUGAAGGUUUGACGGGUGUACCUGUUGCUUGGUACCCUGAAGUCUUUGACGUUUGCUUCAAGGAUCUCGACCGGGCCAAGGCGAAUACACGGUGGGUCAAGGAAAUUGAGCAAGGCGAGAAGCGGGAACGCAAGAUGAAGAAGCAGGAUGACUGA